CUAAACCCAUUAGAUCAAAAAGACGAAGAAAGCAAAACUCCCGUCCAUUUCAUCAUGGAGGAGCACCCGUAUCCAGUCACCGUCCUGGGUGAAUGGGGGACGAUUCCCCCGAAAACAAUAAAGAACAAACUUCAGAUUUAUUUCCAGAGCAAGAAGAAAUCGGGUGGCGGAGACUGUCGGGUUGAGUGCACGGGCGCAGGAACAACAAUCCGCUUCAAAUCCGAGGACGUCAGGAAAAGAGUAAUUGCUCAAGAAGACCACGAACUCACAGUGGAAAACGCAAACGUGAAAUUGCAACUUUUUCUGUGCAAAGAAAACCCGGAAGAUGCUGUACAUGGAGCGGAAGGGGGUGACAUUAGACCUGCGGAACCAGGUGUACCGGGGGAGGAGGAGGGCAGCUCAGCAGUGCUGCUAGAGAAGGUUCCAGAGCAGCUCUCUCGGGAGACACUGACCAUGAUGGUGGAGAGCAUCUGCAACAAGUGUGAGGAGGAGUUCUGUCUGGAGAUGAUCCAACACAGGAACGCAGCUGUGGUGACCUUCAGCGACCCCUCUGGUGUGUGCGUAAUACAGUUUGCGGCAGGGUUCCUGGGCUGCAGCAGUGGUCAUGGCCGGUUCCAGCAGUAUGGGCUGGGGUGCCGGGCUCUGGGGCCCAGCUGCAGUGUGCGGGUGGAGGGGCUCCCCCCCCAGGCUGGGUCUGAGCUGCUGGAGAUGUACUUCGAGAUGGAGCGGCAGGGUGGGGGCCCAGUGGCCGACAUCGCCCUCAUCCCAGAAGAGCAAGCUGCCAUCAUCACCUUCCAGGACCCCAGAGUGGCAGAGGCUGUGCUGCAGAGGAAGCAUGAGAUCUGCAGAGUGGAGGUGAGCGUGUUCCCGUUCCGGCCGGAGCUGGGCACGGCGCUGUACGGCAGGGCUCGCUCUGAGUGGACCCUGCCCGAGGCCUUCAGCCAAUCGCUGCAGCCCGCUCUGGCCCGCUUCCUGCAGCAGCCCGGGCCCCUGGCGGACCUCACCUCCCGCAUGCGGCCGCUCUUCUGCCAGGUGGAGCUGGGCCCCGCCCGCGCUGAGCUCCGCCCCACAGCCGGCCUGCUGGCCCGCCCCGGGCAGACGCCGGGCGGGGUGGCGGCGUGGAGGGGCGCGGCUACGGCCGCGUUCAGCGGCGUCCUGGCGCAGUACGGCUGCGUGGAGUGCAGCGUGAGCGCCCCCGUGUGGCGGGAGGCGGAGCUGCAGAUCCGUCAGGCUGCGGACGAGCGGGACGUGCUGCUGCUGCCAGACCUGCCGCGCGGGGCCCUGGCGCUGGCCGGCCGGGCGGAGGCCCUGGGGCCCGCGCGCCAGGAGGUGGAGGAGCUGCUGCAGGGGGCGGCCCGGAGGCACCACAGCGUGUCGGAGGAGGUGCAGCUGGCUCCCGCCGAGUUCCACCUCCUGCAGCCGGGCCUGGCCCAGGCCCACCCCGCCCUGACGCUCCAGUACCGGGCCGAGGCCGGCUGCCUGCGGCUCCAGGGCCUGCCCUCAGAGGUGUCCCGGGGGAAGAGCGGGGUCCUGGAGCGGCUGCUGGCCCUGGAGCGCCGGCCCCUGCAGCUGGAGGCGGGGCUGGAGGGCUUCCUGCGGGCGGCGGACGGCGAGCGGGUGACCCGUGACCUCCUGACCUCGCGCGGGGCGGGCGUGGCUCUGCGGGUGGACGGGCCGGACCUGCUGCUGCUGGGGCCGUCGGGCGGGGCCCUGUCGCGGGCCCAGACCCUGCUGACGGACGCGCUGGGGGCCCGGAGCCUGCAGGCCGAGGACCCCGCUGUGCUGCGCUCGCCCCAGUGGGCGGAGCUGAAGAGCCGGCUGUCCGCGGCGCACGGGCCGCGCGUGUCCGUCAGGGAGGACGGGCGGGGCGGCGUGGGCGUGGCCGGCCUGGCGGACGCGGUGCAGGGCGUGGCCGACGCCCUGGGGGCGUGUCUGAGGGAGCGGGCGCGGGUGGAGGAGGCGGAGCCGCUGCGCUCCGUGGCCGUGAUGCGCUUCCUGCAGAAGUUUGGCGGCUCUGACUGGCAGGCGCGGGCGGAGGCGCAGCAGGUCAGCGUGCGCUUCCAGGCCGGCCGGCGGCCCCGCGUGCUGCUGGCCGGGGCCCGGCUGCAGGUGCAGGCCCUGCGGAGCCUGUUCGCCCGGCUGGACUCCGCCCUCUGCACGCAGCAGCUCUCCCUGGCCCAGCCCGGCGCCCGCAGGGCCUUCCUGGAGAUGGAGGGCGUGCUGGACAGUGUGACGCGCAGCAGGAAGUGUGUGGUGGUUCUGCAGGAGGAGGAGGAGGAGGAGGAGGAGGAGGAGGAGCUGUGCCGGGUGCGGGCGGAGGGCGGGGUGCUGGUGACGGUGCGGAGGGCGGACCUCACGCGGGUGGAGGUGGACGGGGUGGUGAAUGCGGCCAAUGAGGACCUGCAGCACAUGGGCGGGUUGGCCGGGGCCCUGCUCCGCGCCGCGGGGCCCGCGCUGCAGGAGGCCAGCGACGCGUACGUGCGCACGCACGGCCGUCUGCGGCCCGGCGACGCUGUGGCCACGCCCGCCGGCCGGCUGCCCUGCCGGCUGGUGCUGCACGCCGUGGGGCCGCGCUACUCCCGGGCGGAGAGCUCGCUGUGCGUGCAGCAGCUGGGCCGGGCCGUGAGCCGCAGCCUGGAGCUCGCCCAGACGCACCGCUGCUCCUCCCUCGCCCUCCCGGCCAUCAGCUCCGGCCUCUUCGGCUUCCCGCUGCAGCUCUGCGCCCAGACCAUCGCCAGGGCCGUACGCCAGCACUGCCAGGCCCCGCGGCCGGCCGCGCCCACGCUCACCCACAUACAGCUCGUCAACAACGACCACAAGACCGCACAGGCUAUGGCCCGGGCCGUGGAGACCGCGUUCGCUGACCUGCGGCCCCAAGCACCGUCCCAGCCCAGCCGCGAGAGGAGCCCCCCGCAGGCUGCAGAGUGGAACAGUCAGAGGGACUGGAGUUCUGGCCACAGCCGGGACAGACCAUCCGAAAGCAGGGGGGAGCUGGAGACCAAGCACACUGAAGAGGGCCAGGCCACAGUCCUCGGGAAAGGGAGGAGCCCCCCGCAGGCUGCAGAGUGGAACAGUCAGAGGGACUGGAGUUCUGGCCACAGCCGGGACAGACCAUCCGAAAGCAGGGGGGAGCUGGAGACCAAGCACACGAAAGAGGGCCUGGCCAUAGUCCUCAGGAAAGGAAACAUCCAGGAUGCCUCUACGGAUGUGAUUGUGAACAGCGUGGCACAGAGCCUGGACCUGAGUCAGGGGGCUGUGUCCAAUGCCAUCCUACAGGCUGCCGGGGCCUCUCUGCAGGGUGCCCUGCAGGGCCAGAGGGCCCAGUAUGGGGAUGUGCUGCACACCCCCGGCUACAACCUCAACUGCCACAUCUACCACUGCGUCUGCCCCUCCUGGGACGGGGGCACGGGGGACGCACAGCAGAAGCUGAUCCACAUGGUGCAGAAGUGUUUGAGUGACGCGGAGCAGCACAGGAUGCAGUCUCUGGCCUUCCCCGCCAUCGGCACAGGAAACCUGGGCUUCCCGCGUGACCUGGUGGCUCGCAUCCUUCUGUCGGAGGCCCUGGCCUUCAGCCAGAGGAGAGCGCCCUCACACUUGCGCUCUGUGCUGUUUCUGGUGCACCCCAGCGACACGCAGACCGUGGAGUGUUUCCUGAGAGAGUUCAGAGGUCAAGCACAGGGGCACAAAGGACCCGACCCACACCCUUCCAGCCUAUCACAGCAGGAGAAAUCCUCCACUGCCCAACCAAAGCCAGCCUUCUUCGGGCAGAUCUCCAGCCCUGCCCGGGAGGUCUACAGCAUGAGCAUUGGGCCCCUGACCCUGCAGGUCUGCUCCGGUGACAUCACCAGGGAGAACACUGACAUCAUCGUCAACUCCUCCAAUAGCACCUUCAACCUCCACACAGGGGUGUCGAAGGCCAUUCUGGAGGCAGCAGGGGUGGAUGUGGAGGAGGAGUGUACACGAUCCGGCUCUCAGCCGAACAGCGGUCUGAUCGUGACGCGUGGGGGGGGUCUGAGCUGUCGGAACAUCGUGCACAUCGUGGUGCCGAGCGAGCCGCCCAGAAUCCGGGACCUGGUUGUGCAGGUGCUGCAGGUGUGUGAGGACAUGAAGAGGGCGUCUGUGGCCUUCCCCGCGCUGGGAACAGGUCAGGGUAACACUAAACCGCCACUUGUGGCAGAAGCGAUGAUCAGUGCUGUGACCGACUUCGUGAGGAAGAACACCAAGCCACAUCUGAAGUUUGUGAAGAUUGUUAUUUUCCAGACAGAGAUUAUGUCUCAUUUCCACAAGAGCAUGAAGAAGAGGGAAGGAGGGGGACCACCUGCGGAGAAGGGUCUGUUGACUAAAGUUGUCGAUGCGGUCGGCAGCUUUUUUCUGGGUGGGGACGGAGCGAGCAGGGGAGCGGAGGGGGAGGCAAAGCCUGUGUUGGAGGCAAAGUUUCCCCCGGCGGAGUUUCCCCCGGCGGAGUUUCCCCCGGCGGAGUUUUCCCCGGCAGAGUUUCCCCCGGCGGUGUUCCAGCUGUGCGGAGAGAGCAUGAAGGCCGUGGCGGACGCUCAGGCUGAGCUGAAGCGCCUGCUGAUGAAGGAGCAGACGGAGCGGAUCCUGCAGGACCCCGCCAUCGCACACCUGAGCCCGCGGCAGCGCCACGCCCUGCAGGGCCUGCAGCACACGCUCACGGUGCGCAUCCAGCUCCAGGGCCCGGCCGGGGCCCCACAGAUCCACCUAGAGGGCCUGACCCGCGACGUGGCUACUGCUGAGGACCAGAUCCGCCAGAUGAUACGUGAGGCGGAGCGGGCGGAGCGGGCGGAGCGAGACCGGAUGGAGGCGGUCCAGCUUCUCCAGCUGGUGGGGUGGCAGCAUGACCACAAGGGCAUGUUUGAGCCCUUCGACGUCCUCACCAACCGCGCACUGGAGAAAGCCUAUGAGAACCAGCAGUCCUGCGUCAGCAUCCGCCUGAACGACUUAGAGUACGAGGCUGACCUGGGCAGGAUGAAAGCUUGCCGUGUCUGGGGAAACAGCUCCAUCACUCUGAGAAGAGUAGAGAAGAAAGAGAGCCCUCCAAGCUCCAGGGCCGGUGUGGACCUGGGCAUGCGGUCCCUGCAGCAGGGCUCGGCAGAGUACCAGGAUGUGGUGUCCAAGGUGAAGUUGAGUGGCAUCGCCAACAGCAUCGUGGAGGUUGCUGAGGUUCAGAACGCUGGGCUGUGGAAGACGUAUAAGCAGAAGAAGAAGACCUUGGACAGGAGGCGGGGUCCCAGGAGCCGGGAGCGAUGGCUGUUCCACAGCAGCAGCGCGCCACACAUCAACCAGAUCAACCAGCAGGGCUUCACCCCCAACGCCACCGCUAACUCUCACCCUGCUCCGUAUGGGAGAGGGAUCUACUUCUGUGAGGAUCCUAACACAGCGCUGGACAUGUACUCCAAAGCAGAUGCUCAGGGGCACAAGCAUGUGUACCUGGCCCUGGUCCUUCCUGGGGAGUACACCCAGGGGGGGCCUUCCAUGGCCUCUCCCCCCCAGCUCAUCUCUGGGAAUCAUGCUGAUCUUUACGACAGUGUUGUGGACAACCCUGCAAAGCCAACCGUAUUUGUGAUCUUUGACGGUUCGCAGGCUUACCCAAAAUACCUCAUCAAACUCAAGUGAGUGUCAGCAAAACUCCAGCCAUGGGAGCAGGUCUGCCUGUGUACCCUGUACAGAAUUACCACACAAAAAAUGCUUUUAUUAAAACUGUGUGUCUGUUCAAACAUAUUGAGCUGUACAAGAGUUAUUUGUCUAAAAGAGUACACAAAGUACAAGGAGCUCAUUUAAUCAGGUGUUUAAAAGGCCAUAACGCUGCUUUCUGAUUGCGGGCUUAGUGACGUGCGUCUUCACAAGGGAAAUGUUUUUGUUUGGUGAUUGCAGGCUGGGCGGCCUGACAUUGCAGGGAUGGGGGCUUAAGACAGCUCAGCUGUUGUAGAGUGACAGAAAAUAUUAAGGCGGGUUAAGAGAGACAAUGUGAUGUUUGUAUGACAGAUGAUUGGUUAGCUAUAUUGUCUAAAGACUAGGACACUUCCUACUGUUACUUUGGAAUUAUCUGGUCUCUUGAAGCUUCUUGCACAGAGUACACAGAUUCCCCAGAUUAAACUGUUUUAUUUUGAACUAAAGAUUUGUAACUAAAGUUUGAACAACUCUGGACUCUGAGUGCUUCUUCACCAUCACUGCUGCCGUGACAACUUCACCCACCUCAAAGGGACGAGGAGGAACGGCGACAGAAAUAUUUCCUUAAAACUAUGCAACAAAAAAAAGAUAACCUACACAAACCAUCAAAAUCUGCUGUAUAAAAUCACUCUUGAUAGUGUCCGAAAUGCAGACAAACCGAUUUAACACGAAGGAAAAAUGAUGAUGAUACUGAGCAAAAUGUUUGUGUUGAACUGCAUAAGUGAAUCUUUAUAAAUGAAUACCUUUACUGAAUUAACUUUACUUUUCACUGACAAUAUACACAGUCUGGUUUAUAAAAGCUAGCAAUUAAACAAAUUAUAUACUUGUACUUUAACCAGUCCAUAUAUAUCCUUUACAGGUCUUUUGUAAUAGUUAUAUCACAUUGCAAUUGUGUUCCCUGUUUUGAUUGAUAUCUGGAGAUGAGUUUACUCUGAAUGUGACUGGAUAAACAGCCCUUUAAUAUGUUUAGAUUAAUGAAAUGUGUCAAUGAUAAUUUAUUAAAGAUUUCAUUUCCUCACUGAAAAUAA
Molecule: messenger RNA, 6716 nt
Organism: Conger conger (European conger)
Lineage: Eukaryota; Metazoa; Chordata; Actinopteri; Anguilliformes; Congridae
Gene: parp14rs4
Product: poly(ADP-ribose) polymerase family member 14-related sequence 4
Exons: 18
Coding region: 55-5634 (1859 amino acids)
Biological process (GO): negative regulation of gene expression
Cellular component (GO): nucleus; cytoplasm
Molecular function (GO): NAD+ poly-ADP-ribosyltransferase activity; transcription corepressor activity; nucleic acid binding
Source: RefSeq, a predicted model, not a curated record